Messenger RNA from Cariama cristata (Red-legged seriema), 1233 nucleotides. It is a transcript of the gene SLC22A3, whose product is annotated as solute carrier family 22 (organic cation transporter), member 3. The coding region runs from base 25 to 1233 and encodes 402 amino acids. Gene Ontology annotation, cellular component: membrane. Lineage: Eukaryota; Metazoa; Chordata; Aves; Cariamiformes; Cariamidae. Gene Ontology annotation, molecular function: transmembrane transporter activity. The record is from RefSeq and is a predicted model, not a curated record. The transcript has 10 exons. Gene Ontology annotation, biological process: transmembrane transport.
AACCUCGUGUGCGGCAGUGCCUGGAUGCUGGAUCUCUCACAGGCUAUCCUCAACCUGGGCUUUCUGGCUGGCGCCUUCACCCUGGGCUACGCUGCAGACAGAUAUGGCAGAAUCCUCAUCUACCUGCUCUCCUGUCUCGGGGUUGGGAUAUGUGGUAUCAUAGUGGCAUUUGCACCAAACUUUACUGUAUUUUUGGUCUUCCGUUUUCUCCAAGGCGUGUUUGGCAAGGGAACCUGGAUGACAUGCUACGUGAUCGUGACAGAGAUCGUUGGUUCUGACCAGCGGAUUGUUGGGAUUGUGAUUCAGAUAUUCUUCACCCUGGGAAUUAUGAUUCUUCCUGGAAUUGCAUACUUGGUUCCCACGUGGCAGGGGAUCCAGCUGGCCAUUUCACUGCCCAACUUCCUCUUCCUCCUCUACUACUGGGUGGUUCCUGAAUCUCCACGUUGGCUCCUGACACGCAAAAAGGGAGAGAAGGCAUUAAAGAUCAUGCACAGCAUUGCAAAACACAAUGGGAAAUAUCUCUCACCACAUUACUCAGAGAUCACUAUUAGCAACGAGGAGGUCAGCAACCCCUCCUUUCUCGACCUGGUGAGGACUCCCCAGAUGAGGAGGAACACGCUCAUCCUGAUGUAUGCCUGGUUCACAAGCGCCCUGAUCUACCAAGGGCUUGUCAUGCGCCUAGGCAUUACCGGAGGAAACCUCUACCUAGACUUCCUCAUCUCAGGAGCUGUGGAGCUGCCUGCUGCUCUCCUAAUUUUGGUGACAAUCGAUCGCAUUGGCCGGCGCCUUCCUUUUGCAAUAAGCAACAUCGUGGCAGGAGUUGCAUGCCUCAUCACCGCCUUCUUGCCAGAAGAUAUCCCAUGGCUCAAAAUGACGGUCGCCACGCUGGGAAGGCUGGGCAUCACGAUGGCUUUUGAAAUCGUCUAUCUUGUGAACACUGAAUUGUACCCUACGACGCUGAGAAACUUUGGUGUUUCCCUGUGCUCGAGUUUGUGUGACCUAGGUGGGAUCAUAGCCCCUUUCCUGCUUUUCCGAUUAGCAGCCAUUUGGUUGGAGCUACCUCUAAUUAUUUUCAGUAUUCUAGCCGUUGUCUGCGGGCUCCUAGUGUUACUUUUACCAGAAUCAAAGGGAAUCUCCUUACCAGAGACAGUGGAGGAUGUGGAACAGCUUUCAAGUCGUUUCGGUAAAUGUGGCAAGAAACGGAAACGCCAGGACAUCAAUUCUUGUAUUUGA